AUGGCUGAAAUAAGACAAGCGGACCCUGUUCGACAGCUAAUCAUCAAAUCGCUCUUUUCAGAUUCUGUUGAGGAUCCGAGGUCACCAGGUCAAUCCUCAGAGUCAGAAAAGUUAGUCAGUUAUCUUAAAGUUAAUGAGGAGACUUGGGGAGGCCAGUCACCUACUGGUUUUGAUAGGCCCGCAUCGAUUCUAAGAAGAGGCAACAGGGCAGAUAAAACUCGUUAUCUUUUAUUAUCAGUAAAUAACCGAAAGGGCCGAGUACGUCUUCAUAAAGCCAAGAAAAAUGGUAAUACACAUUUUCAGAUUGGCAAGACAUGGCCUCUCGAAAACAUUGUUAGCGUUGAAGUUAUUGAUCCACAAACUUUUCUGAUGACCAUGAACAAGACAUAUUGUUGGUCUGCCGAAAAACAGCGUGAAAAAAAUGAAUUCUUGGCUAGUAUAUAUCAAAAACACAUUAACCGACUUCCACAGUUAAUCAAUGUUGGAGAUAAUAUACUUCGAGAAAUUCAACCUCGAUCAACGUUGAACGGCGAUACCGACAGCUAUGAAUUAGCAGCUUCACUGCAAUCACGACUAGAAAACAAGUCUCAGCCGACUUUCCCGCGUACAGUCGACCAAAGUUUGCUAAAUCUUGUGCAGAAUGACAGAUCAACACCUUCUUUAUCACGAGGUGGAGGAAGUGAAACACCGAUCAUAGGGAAUUACGCGGAUGACGAAGACUAUGCUAAACAAGAAGAAAUUUCUUUGAUAAAUGUUGAAGAACUGUUGAAUGAUUUUAACUGGAAGGAGACCGGAAAUGCAGCAGCGUUGGAAGAAAGAUUACUGAACGAAUUGGCGGCGUUGGAAGCUGCAAAUAUUCAUGCGAUGGUUGAAUCGGAUGAUAGACUCAACGCGGUUAUCCGACAACUGGAUAAAGCAAUAGCUGAAUUAGAUCAUAUGGAUCAAUGGUUGACUUUGUAUACUGCCGAGUUAAAUAGCAUGGGCGAAGAUAUUCAUCAUAUUGAAUCGCAAAAUCGUGGUUUGCAAGUACAAACAGCAAAUCAGAAAGCUUUGCUUGCAGAGUUGGAUAGGUUAAUUCAAUCAAUCACUAUUCCAGAUGAAGUGUUCUUAAUAUUACGUCAAGAAAAUUUAGAUACGGUUCAAGGUGUUCAACGUAUUGAAGAGGCAGCAGCUCGUCUACAAGCUGCAUUAGAAUCCACUUUCGAUGAAGCAACGCGAGAAAUGGUUGCGGUUAAAGAAAAAGUGGAGUUAUACAGUCUACACAGUAACGGAUUCUCCAACCGUCUCUACGACCAUUUAAAAAAAUCGUUCCAGUAUCAGGCAGAUAUUUUGAUGAAUGAUAAAAGUCGUGGUCCUCGACGUAAUAGUCUUACGGUCCUCGGACACGAGACCAUUGAAGAUUGUUUGUUGAAGUAUCGCGGGCUCUCGUUGUGGAUGAAAGAAAUUGAUCCGCGACGUCAUAAUGAGUUGCAGUCUUUAUAUGUGCAAGAAGUUGCGCCUAUUUAUCAAAAAGAAAGUAAAGAAUAUAUGGUACAAAUGCGUUCGAUGCUUUCGAAAAGGGAAUUGGUUGAGGAAGCGAGUUAUGUUUUUAGUGCUGCUUCACAUAUUCAAAGCCAUCGAUCUGGUCUCGCCAGCGGAAGUUCUGGUGACUUUAGUAGAGCACCAUGGGAAUACAAAGAUGCUGGAGGUGGAAAACUUCCACCCGAAGAGGGAUUUGAUCAAAUAAUGUUGACAAUCAUUCCAUUGAUUGUUCGCGAACAAAACUUCAUCUCGGAUUUCUUUCAUCUCGGCAAUAAAGGCCCGAAAACCUUUUUGAACCGAGAAGAAUUGAUGAAUUGGAAUUCCCAAGAGUUGAAUGCUAAACAAGAAUUAGCUAAUUUUAUCGAUUUCGGAUGUAAACAUGAUAACAUACAAUCAGUAGGAAUGCUUGUAGUACUUGACAAAUAUAUCUACGAGUAUCAAAAAACCAGUCAAGAAUUUUUGGUCAAGCUUUUGGGCGCUGUGAAAUUGCGCUGCAUUAAAAUAUUUGAGAAGUUCACUAAUGAACAAUUAAGAGCAAUUGAGGAUACAAAAGUCACUAUAAAGAAACGAAAAGGAAUCAUAUUAUUCAUAAAGCUGUUUCCGCGCUAUUGUGAACGUAUUGAACAUUCAAUGGAAGGAGAACUCGUGGAUAAAUUAGAAGUUCGUGAGAUUGUUAACAAGUCGUAUGAAAGAAUUGUAAAGACAAUGUUUGAUUCGUUGGAGGCUAUUGCAAAAGACACGGGGUCUUUGGCCGAUGAUAAGGAACAAUUGAAUGUUCAUACUAUGAUGUUGGAAAAUAUGCACCACUUUUACACGGAGAUUCUCACGCAUAAAAUUAGUGUCUUGGAGCCAUACGUGAAACACGCGAAAACUUCUUAUGAGAAACAUUUGGAAGCAUAUUCUAAAUCUGUUCUCCGAAAACCAUUUGGAAAAUUAAUAGAAUUUUUCGAUGGUAUAGCUAAAUUAGAAAAGACUACUGCAGCGCCAGAAGAAGUCGGUUUCCAUCUUCGAUAUAGUAAAGAUGCCCUAAAGAAAGUUAUAUCCCAAUUUCCAGGCAAAGAGAUAAAAAAAGGUCUCGAAUCGUCAUAUAGGCGCGUAGACCGACAUUUCACUCAAGAGGAGGGAUUACUUCAAGUUGUCUGGCUUAGCAUACAAACAACGCUUCUCGACUAUCAUAAACAAUUCACCGCAAGAAUCAACAAGUGUUACCCAGACACCAAUAUCUCGUUGGAAUUCACCACUGAAGAUUUAACAAAUUAUUUUUCAGAGCUGGCGCGGAAUCAUUAA
Molecule: messenger RNA, 2808 nt
Organism: Ambispora leptoticha
Lineage: Eukaryota; Fungi; Glomeromycota; Glomeromycetes; Archaeosporales; Ambisporaceae
Source: the annotation of a GenBank genome assembly